AUGCCCCGUGUUGAUCUAGAUGAAGUGUUAAAGGAAUUUGAAAAGUGGCACACGUUCCUUUCUCGCCUAACGCAUGAAAAUGAGGUAAAAACGGAUACUGUGAAAAGUUUGACUAACGAUGUGGACAGGCAUAAGCUCAACGAAAGAAGGCUAACAUUCGAGCUGUCGAAUCAAAGAAAAUCAAUCGAAAGUCUUCAUGGAAUUCUGAAGAAACGAUGUGACUAUGAAGAUGAAACAAGACUUAUGAAAGAGAAAAUAGAACUAUUGCGACAAGAACACGCCAGAGAGGAGCGGCUCCAUAGAGAAGAAUUGGCGUCUCUAAAGGAUAAGCUGGACGAUGCAAUUGUUGCGGGAAAGGCUGAGCUCGAUGAAGAAGUGACGAAGGCUAUACAAAAUGGUAAGAAAGAGAUGGACCAAUUGCAAGCAGCCUUGCACAACAAAGAUGUCGAAAUAGAACACCUCCAGAUGCAAAAACAUGAGAUUGAAAAGGACAAACAAACUGAGUUAAUGAAACUGAGACUUGAGUAUGAUUCAAAGUUACUAAAGAUUCAGAAACAAAAUGUAAGCAAGUCAGCACCUUCAGCCUCGGCAAACCAAGAUAUCUUCAGAAAGAAAUUGCAACAUAUUAAGACAGAGACAGAACGAGAGGUUGCAGGGCUCAAACGUACCAUAACUGACCUGGAACAAAAGCUUCAAAAGGCAUCUCUUCAGACUAGUCAGAUGGGUCAAUCAGGUCCCCUCAGCAAGAGAAGACGUUUCCCCUGAUGAGGACAAUAUAGACAUUCAGAAAUGACCAGAGCUUUGAGAAGUAAAAAUAUGUGGAGUAACAUUUUUGAGUAAACAUACAUUGGCACCCCAAAAAAUAAAACCAUUAAAUAGAAGAUAACUUUGAAAUGCUUUUUAUUUG
Molecule: messenger RNA, 907 nt
Organism: Owenia fusiformis
Lineage: Eukaryota; Metazoa; Annelida; Polychaeta; Sabellida; Oweniidae
Source: the annotation of a GenBank genome assembly